GCCACAGACAGGGGGUGCCGGCUGUGUUGACGUGGAAGGGAGUCGGUGUUAAAUCUCAAACCGGGUCUAUUCAAAUUUGUGAUUUACUUAAAGCGAGCGCAGUUGUUAGAUUUUCGUUCUAAUAGCGGGUUGCUACUCGUUGUUUUAUCCAAGCUAAAAACUUCACGGUUUAUUUCUUUAAAACACGAAUUCAUUUAUAUAUUCGGCGAAGUUAUGUCAGGGAAGGUGAAGUCUAGGGCCGCGGCCAAUGCCGACUCGAUGGCUGGGAGCGUCUCCUGCAACGAGCGCAUUCUGCGGGAGUGUCACCAACUCUACACCGAGGAGGAGAGCGGUCUGAUCACCAUUGCCUCUGCUCUGGGUCUCUCUCUCCUCCCCCCUCGUAAGAAGAUCACCGUCAUGCUGAUGGGAAACCACUCUGCCGGGAAGAGCUCCUUCAUCAACUGGUACAUUGAGGAGCACAUCCAGCGCACCGGUGUGGCAAUUGAGACGCAGGGGUUCAGCUUCAUCACCAGCGGAAGGAAGAGGGAGUCGCUCACGGGUAAUGCCACGCUGCACCUGUACCCCCAUUUUAAACCCCUGCAAGAGUUCAAAGGAGUCUCUGAGUACCUCAGCACUGAGAUCUCUACCUCCAAGCAGAAAAAGUUCAGUCUGGUCACUUUCGUGGACACCCCGGGACUCGUGGACGGGGACAUGAAGUACCCCUUUGACGUGGACAAGGCCAUUCUGUGGCUCGGGGAGUUGUGUGACCUCGUCCUGGUGUUUUUUGACCCCAUGGGUCAGGCACUGUGCAAACGCACCCUGAACAUUGUGGAGAACCUGAACCAGGGCAACGGAGAUAAACUGAGAUUCUAUCUGAGCAAAGCAGACGAGGCAGGGAGCGAGAGCGACAGACAGAGGGUGAUGAUGCAGAUUGUUCAGGAGCUGUGCAAGAGGCCCGGGCUGAACAAGUGUGGUUUCGAUAUGCCAACGAUCUACAUACCCAACCCCAACAGACCGAGUCGCUGUGUGAAUCAGAUUGAGGAGGCAUGUCGCACGAUCGAGAGAACGAUAAACCAGACCGUGCAAAACACACUGAACUCUGUCGAGAAGGACUGCGAGCUCAUAUCAGAGGCUGUGGAGAAGAGACUGAGAGUGGACAGCGAGUCCUGCUCUUAUAACCGGAGAGCUCGCACUCAGGGGUGUGUCUUUGGGAUGUUGGGGUUCCUGCUCCCCCUCUUCCUGCUUGCCUCUUUGAUUUUGGGGAGCCUCUCGCGAAAUGUCCUGGUUUUGGCUUUGGGAGAGGACGGGACAGAGACUCUGUCGCUAUACCUGACUCCUCUGGCUAGACUGUGGCAGCUCGUCCCUGAGCAGCAGUACCUGUAUGUGUGUCUCGGGCUGGGAGCUCUGAGUCUGAUCCUGCUGGUGCUGGCCCGGAUCUCAUUCAGGACCCGGGUCACCCUGUCUGGCAGACAGAAGAAGCAGCUCUUGCAGAGGAGGGAUUACGUACAGGAAGUCGUCAAGCAGAAAAAGCGACAGUUGUAUGAAGAAUACCUUCGGCAAAGUGUUGGGGACCAGGACAUGGCCUGAGGGGUGGGGGAACUCAAUAUCUGUCUACUGUGCAUCUGAGAGAGCGAUUGGGGUAACACAUCACCCCACUUUCUUUCUCUGCUACAUUAAAAAUAAAGGCGUAAUUCCGUGAGACCGGAUUGGACUACCUGAUUUGACUAAACCGUUCCGUGUAGAGCGUGUUCUGCUUGUUCAGGGGAACAGCCCGGUCUGCUCAGAGUUCCAUACAGUGAAACAUGGUGGAGCCCCACAUCCCAUAGAACUUUAGAAUUUGAGGCAAAAAAAACAUUUAAAACAAUUAACAGAAUUGAGAGGUUUUAUUUAUCAUAUAAUCAAACAAACUACAAAAUUUAUCUCACAAGUGUACCAAAAGCAGUAUUCCAUGUUAGAUUUUUCAAUGUCACAUUUUUUCAUUUUGUCAGUCUUUCGUUAAAUGGAAAACUACAAAGCGUUAUGUCAUUCAGUGUGUGUUACUGUAACAUUGUUCGGCAGGUUUCUCUCGACCUUUAUGAAGUGACAAUUGUUAAUUCUAGGGUGAUGCAAAACUUUUGGCCAGAGCUGAUUCUCUGUAUUCUAUUAGAUAAAUGACUGCUUGCAAUACUGCAAACUACAAUAAACGUAGCCUCGACUUACAAUACUGUACUGUAUAGUGAGAUUUAAAAGUAAUAAUAAUUUGACCCAUAAUAGUAUUAUUAGUUAUAGUUUAUUACAUAUGAUAUAAAUACUGCUUGGAACUUUCUGACUGAAAAAGAACAUAAAUUUAAAAAAUCAUCACAAAGCACAAACACCAUUGAAAAAUUGCUGUCAGCCAUGAUAACAGAACAAACUGAUUUCACGACAAGACUAAAACCUGUUCCACUUCGAACAAGCUGAAGGUGUCCAAGUCUGUCCGCCUCACGAAAUUCGGCCUUAAUGGGACCAGAAAACUAGCUUGGAUAUGCAGUACGACACUACAAAUUAACAAGGUGCUAACUUUAAACAUACACACAAACCAUAAAACCAUUAGGGCUGUACCGAUUCAUUGUGUAUUGAUGAAUCGCAGACAGCAUAGCUAAUUGUAGUUAAGAACUGCAGCUCUCGCAUUGACUCACCACUGCUGCAGCUUAGGAGACAUGCUGGGACCUGUAGUUACAGCAAAGUACCUAUUCACUGUAUCAAUGAAUUAGUUACAAUGCAGGGUGGACACAUGACUGCCAUUGCAUAGCAGUUUGACCCAUUCCUGGUUUUAAUGAGUUUAAUAAGAGGAUAUACCUGAGCUUGUUACCUAU
Polyodon spathula (Mississippi paddlefish) is the source of this 2813-nucleotide messenger RNA. RefSeq lists its product as uncharacterized. The transcript has 12 exons. The record is from RefSeq and is a predicted model, not a curated record. Gene Ontology annotation, molecular function: GTPase activity. NCBI's taxonomy places the organism in Eukaryota, Metazoa, Chordata, Actinopteri, Acipenseriformes, Polyodontidae. The coding region runs from base 214 to 1566 and encodes 450 amino acids.